AUGACAGCAUUGGAUAAUGAGCGAAAGCUGUUGUGCAAGAUCAAUGUGGCAUUCGUACCGCUGAUGAUGUUGAUCCAAUUUUUCCAGUUUAGCGACCGGGGGACUCUUGCUAAUGCUGUGGCAAUGGGCAUUUUUCAAGAUACCCAUAUGACUCAAAGUGAAUUCAGCUGGGCAAGCGCCCUUGUUUUUAUUGGCAAUCUUGCAUUUCAGUUACCCAAUGCUUAUUUUAUGCACAAGCUACCUAUUGCAAAGUACCUGGGGUUUACAGUGAUCUUAUGGGGGAUCCUUGAAGGCUGCAUAGCACUUGUCAACAACUUUGAACAGCUUGCAGCAUUAAGAUUCCUAUUGGGUAUGGCCGAAGGGAGUGGCAAUCCUGCAUUGGCUCUAGUCAUCAGUACACUGUAUCGCCGAUCAGAGCAACCCGUGAUCAAUGCUAUCAUGCAUUUUUCAAAUGCUAUUGCAACCAUUCUUGGUGGAUUGAUCAGCUAUGGCAUAAGCCAGAUGAAUCAGGUCGCUGGGCUUAGUGCAUGGAAAUGGUGCAUGAUCCUUUAUGGUAUUGCUACUGUGGUGGUCGGUAUAGCUUGUUUCAUUUUUAUGCCUGACACGCCAUAUUCAAAAUGGCUGCGUCUAACGGAUCACGAACGACUUAUUACGGAAGAAAGGGCUCGCGAUAACGCCACAGUCCACUCACACACUAUCAAAAAACAGCACGUUUUGGAGGCACUACGAGAACCACGGCUGUAUUGCUACACCUUGAUUGGGUUUAUGAUCAUGACGCAAAACGGGUGCAUGGUAACAUUUUCAACGCAAAUCAUUGUGACCAUGGGAUACUCGAAAGCUGCAUCAUUGUUGAUAGCAGGAUCACGAGGUGUCAGCGAUGCAUUCUACCUCAUUAUCGGCAUUUACGCAUGUAGACGAUGGCUCGGUCAAUGUUUGACAGCAGCAUGUGCAUGUUUAUUAUGCAUGAUCAGUGCGCUGCUAUUGAUGGCGAUCCCACAAGACCUUCCAAAACUUGCAGGCAUUUACUUGUUUACCGGGGCAUUGGUGCCUGUUUUGAUGAUCAGCAGUAUAAGUAGCAACGUGGCUGGUUAUUCAAAAAAGAUCACCUACUUUACAUUUAUGGUUGGGUCAUUUGGCAUAGGAAAUUUUUGUGGACCUCUUAUGCUUGUGGAAGGGCAAAAACCACAAUACGUCGCUGGCCUUGCUUCGUAUGCAAGCUUUCAAUUGAUAUCGGCCCUCUUGUUUCUUUACAUUCGAGCAACCAUGAAACGAGUAAACGAUGCGCGAGAUCGGAUGAUGAAAGUACCAGAAAAACAUGAACAUCAAGAAACAGUCGACAUGACGGAUGUGGAAAAUGUUAAUUUUCGAUAUCGGCUGUAG
Molecule: messenger RNA, 1380 nt
Organism: Lichtheimia ornata
Lineage: Eukaryota; Fungi; Mucoromycota; Mucoromycetes; Mucorales; Lichtheimiaceae
Exons: 5
Coding region: 1-1380 (459 amino acids)
Biological process (GO): transmembrane transport
Cellular component (GO): membrane
Molecular function (GO): transmembrane transporter activity
Source: RefSeq, a predicted model, not a curated record